Dinoponera quadriceps is the source of this 1291-nucleotide messenger RNA. RefSeq names its product mediator of RNA polymerase II transcription subunit 8 (gene MED8). The transcript is spliced from 6 exons. Gene Ontology annotation, biological process: regulation of transcription by RNA polymerase II. Gene Ontology annotation, cellular component: core mediator complex; mediator complex. Gene Ontology annotation, molecular function: RNA polymerase II cis-regulatory region sequence-specific DNA binding; transcription coregulator activity. Bases 351 to 1133 code for a protein of 260 amino acids. The record is from RefSeq and is a predicted model, not a curated record. NCBI's taxonomy places the organism in Eukaryota, Metazoa, Arthropoda, Insecta, Hymenoptera, Formicidae.
UUCACACACACUGAAGCGUGAGGGAGAAUUCACACCUUGACAGAAAGGCAGAGAGCAGAAGAACAACAACAAGAAUCAGAACUCGCGCUGGUAGUCGACAGUUUCUGCUUUAUCUACUGCUUACUACCAGCGAGAAUUCUGAUUGACUACUGCUUUAUGUCUAGGUCCUUUGGAACUAUAUUGUGUGUGUAUGUGAGAGACAAAGAGAGAGAGAGAGAGAGAAAGAAAAAAUCGUGCCUAACCUAUAAAACAGGCUUGGCAGUUCAGAGGUGUAGUUGCUGCGUUAAAGAGCGUACGGCUCGAAUAGUGCAGUAAUAUUUGCUGUGGACAUCCGACGAGAGGAUUGCACGAUGCAACGGGACGAGAAACAUUUGGAUUCCGCUCUGGAGACCAUCAUAUCGCGAGUGAACGAUUUGAAGAACGCGAUCGCCGCGAUGGUGUUCAAACUGGAACACGAAUACGAGACCCUGAAUUGGCCCAAUUUCCUCGACAAUUACGCGUUAAUUUCGGGUCACUUGACCAGUCUUUCGAAGAUUCUUGCGCCCGACAAAGCACCGAGUCUCAGGAAUUACACGGUUCUGCCGCUGCGCCUGAGCCCGGAGAAAGACGAAGAGCUGCUCAGGCUGACUGAAGGUAGAAUCCCCACCUUUGCGCACGACCUCGUGCCGGACUACUUGAGGACGAAACUGGAGCCUCAAGCUGAGCAGAAAAUGAUGCAGUUCGAAGCUAAAGCCAAUGUUAGCAACGACGUCUCACAUGACUACAAUAAACAACUGAUGCAGUAUACAAAGGUAGUUAGCCAUGUGUGGGACAUGGCGAACAAGGCGCGCGAGGAAUGGGAGAGCGAGGCCGGCGCCAGAGCGACGCAAGCGCAGACCAACAGCGCUGCGGACACCCACACCCUCGUGGCCGCCGUAGGGAUGGGGAAAGGCUUGAAAUCUGACUCCAUACAAAUGGUCCAAUCCGGCGUAAAUCCAGUAGCUGGCAGCAUGAUGGUGGGUAGACCCGGUAAUCAACAGCAAACACCGGGACAAGGGCCUCUGGGUAAUCCACCGUUGGGACAAAUAAACAAGGCGCCGGGCGCGAUAAAAACCAACAUCAAAGCGGCCUCGCAGAUCCACCCUUACAGAUAAGUACACAUCGCGGCAUCUUUGUGGGAUUCGGUACAAUAAACGACAAUAUGAUACGCAAACAUUGAUAUGAUAGUAUUUAACUUAUAAUCUUAAUAUUAAACUUAGCAGAAUUAUAUAUAUCGUCGAUCACAUGUGUAAUCUUCCGUGCAAAAGAUUCU